This is a messenger RNA of Stegostoma tigrinum, 11414 nucleotides long. RefSeq names its product huntingtin (gene htt). The record is from RefSeq and is a predicted model, not a curated record. NCBI's taxonomy places the organism in Eukaryota, Metazoa, Chordata, Chondrichthyes, Orectolobiformes, Stegostomatidae. The transcript has 67 exons. The coding region runs from base 232 to 9585 and encodes 3117 amino acids. Gene Ontology annotation, cellular component: nucleus; cytoplasm.
GGUUGUGGGCCAUUACCCUUGGCAAGAUGGCGGUGUUUGCCGGUUUUGGUGACUGUGACCAAGUCUGUUUUCGUGUAUAUUGCGGUUAGAAGCCUCUUAGCUGUCCAUACGCUUUGACGUGGAGUAGACUGGUUUGGUGUGUUUGGUGCUCGAAUUGACUUGGCAAGAAGUGCUUUUCCUGAGCGCUUCUCCUGCUCCGCUCCCAUUAUAUUUUUCUCUCUGCCUAAUAAAAUGGCAACCAUGGAGAAAUUGAUGAAGGCCUUCGAGUCACUAAAGUCAUUCCAGCAGGGACCGUCCAGUGAGGAGCCGGGGCAGAAACCGAAGAAAGAAUCUGCCACAACGAAAAAGGACCGUGUAACUCACUGCCUGACUAUAUGUGAAAACAUUGUUGCACAGUCGCUUAGAAACUCACCAGAAUUUCAGAAGCUUUUGGGGAUUGCUAUGGAAAUGUUUCUGCUGUGCUGUGAUGACGCAGAGUCUGAUGUCCGAAUGGUCGCAGAUGAAUGCUUAAAUAAAAUUAUUAAGCAGGCCUUAACUGACUCAAAUCUGCCUCGGUUACAACUAGAAUUGUAUAAAGAAAUUAAAAAGAAUGGCCCACCAAGGAGUUUACGGGCUGCACUUUGGCGGUUUGCUGAGCUGGCUCACCUUGUCCGUCCGCAGAAGUGUAGGCCAUACCUUGUGAACCUUCUUCCCUGUCUGGCUCGGAUCAGCAAGCGGUCAGAAGAAUCAGUGCAGGAGACACUUGCUACUGCUGUGCCAAAGAUCAUGAUGGCUCUGGGAAACUUUGCAAAUGAUAGUGAAAUCAAGAUGCUACUGAAGACCUUUAUUGGGAACCUUAAAUCAAGUUCACCAACCAUUCGUAGGACUGCAGCCAGCUGUGCAGUGAGCAUCUGUCAACAUUCGAGAAAAACCCAGUACUUCUACACUUGGUUGUUGAAUGUGCUUUUAGGCUUUAUGAUCCCUGUGGAAGAUGACCGACCCACUCCGCUUAUUCUGGGAGUUAUGCUCACCUUGCGGUACCUGAUGCCCUUACUGCGGCAGCAAGUGAAGGACACUAGUCUACGAGGCAGCUUUGGUGUGACUCGGAAGGAGGCUGAAAUUUCUCCAUCCUUGGACCAGCUUGUACAGGCUUAUGAAUUGACAUUACACUACACCCAGCACAGGGAUCACAAUGUGGUGACGGCGGCUUUGGAAAUGCUGCAGCAAUUGUUCCGUACCCCACCUCCCGAUCUGCUCCGGGCCCUGACUUCUGCUGGCAGCAUUACUAAAGUUAGCAUUGCUCGUGAUGAUGUCUCAAACCGUGUUCGCAGCGGCAGUAUCGUCGAACUCAUAGCUGGAGGGGGUUCUCCAUGCAGUCCAGUUAUCCUCAGGAAGCAGAAAGGUAAAAUGGUUUCCGGAGAAGAGGACGGGCUUGAAGAUGAUCCGGAGACCCGGUCAGAGGUCAGCUCAGCUACUUUUCCAGGUUCAAUGAACAGUGAAGUUGAUGUUCCAUCUCCUUCAGGGGUUUCAAACUUGGGGUCGACAAACCCACUUCCAGAAACUGCUGGACAUGAUAUCAUCACUCAGCAGCCACGUUCUCAGCAUACUCUGCAGUCUGCAGAGUCUGUCGAUCUCAAUAGUUCAGCGACAUCGGACUUGACAGGCCUUGCAGUUGAAGGGGACGUUGAUGAGGCACUGAGCCGAAGUUCCAGCCAGAUCAGCACCAUUCAGUCAGAUACCAAUGUAGACCAGAACGAUAGGACCAAUCAGGCCAUAUCUCCGCUCAGCGAGAGCUCGCAGACCACCGAGGGCCCAGAUUCAGCUGUGACCCCAUCCGACAGUUCUGAGCUUGUACUCGAUGGGACAGAUAGUCAGUAUUCGGCUAUGCAGAUUGGACAGCUUCAAGAUGAGGAGGAGGAUACACCAAAUACUCCUGGAGAUGCACUUCUUGACAGUUUUGCAACUUCCACCCUCGCAGUAAACAAAUCUCAUUUGUUAAGUCACAUGGGCCACAGCCGGCAGUCCUCUGACAGCAGUGUUGAUCGUUUUGUCUCGAAGGAUGACUGCGUUGAGUCAGCAGAUCUUGAUACCAAGCCAUGCCGGAUAAAAGGAGACAUUGGUCAUUAUACGGAUGAGAAUGCUGCCCCUUUGGUCCAUUGUGUUCGUCUGCUUAGUGCAUCAUUUCUUUUAACGGGGCAGAAGAAUGGUCUUAUACCCGACAGAGAAGUGAGGGUCAGUGUCAAAGCAUUGGCAGUGAGUUGUGUUGGAGCAGCAAUUGGACUUCAUCCUGAAGCUUUCUUCAAUAAACUGUACAGGACCCCACUUGAAGUUCUCGAGAGUCAGGAGGAGCAGUGUAUUUCGGAUAUUUUAAAGUAUGUCGACCAUGGAGAUCCACAGAUAAGAGGCGCCACUGCCCUUCUGUCUUCAGCCUUCAUUCACUCUGUUCUGACCAAGACCCGGUUUCAUCCAGAAAAUUGGCUUGCCAUAGUACGAAGCACAACAGGAUGUGGAAUCUCAUUGGAGGAUUGUGUGCCUUUACUUCAGAAAACACUGAAAGAUAAAUCAUCUGUAACUUGCAAACUGGCCUGUGCUGCAGUCCGGCACUGUAUCACAAGCCUUUGCAAUAGCAGCUAUAGCGAGUUGGGUUUACAGCUCACAAUUGACCUCUUGACCUUGAAAAAUAACUCUUACUGGCUAGUGAGGACCGAGCUAUUAGAAACUCUGGCUGAAAUGGACUUCAGGCUAGUUGGCUUUUUGGAGAGGAAAACAGUGGAACUUCAUAGAGGUCAACAUCACUACACUGGGAUGUUGAAGCUACAGGAACGAGCUGUUAAUGAUGUCAUCAUUCAUUUGCUUGGAGAUGAGGAUCCAAGGGUACGACAUGUGGCAGCGACAACACUUGUGAGGCUGAUACCUCGUCUCUUUUUUGAUUGUGACCAGGGACAGUCGGAUCCGGUGGUAGCUGUAGCCAGAGACCAAAGCAGUGCAUAUCUGCAGCUUCUUAUGCAUGAGACUCAAUCUCCAUCUCACCUUGCAGUUAGUACGAUCACCAGAGCUUACAGGGGAUUUAACAUUUCACAAAGCACCACUGAUGUGACGAUAGAGAACAAUCUGUCCCGUGUCAUCACUGCGGUGUCUCAUGCAUUGACCUCGUCUACCUCCAGAGCACUUAUACUUGGUUGCUGUGAAGCUUUGUCUUUGCUCUCCUUGAACUAUCCUGUGUGUAACUGGUGCAUCGGUUGGCACUGUGGCUAUACGACCAACAGCUCUCAAGCAUCCAGAAGCCAUCUGUACAAGAACAGGGGGCGUUCAUUCAGUUUAUCACAGAACAGUCCGACGGAUGAACCCCGUAAAAACUGUACUGUCGGGAUGGUCAAUAUGAUACUGUCUCUGCUUUCCUCGGCCUGGUUUCCUUUGGACCUUUCCUCCCAUCAAGAUGCCUUAGUAUUGUCUGGAAACCUGCUGGCAGCUGUUGCACCCAAAUCACUGAAGAAUCCGUGGGGCAAUGAAGAUGAUGCUAGUACAACCACCAAACCUGAAGAGUCAUGGCCUGCCUUGGCUGACAGGACCUUGGUUGUGAUGGUGGAACAACUAUUCUCUCACCUAAUGAAAGUCAUCAAUAUCUGUGCACAUGUCAUCGAUGAUGUUGCACCUGGCCCUGUGUUGAAGGCAACUCUCCCUUCACUUGCCAAUACACCAUCCCUCAGUCCAAUCAGACGCAAGGGAAAGGAGAAGGAGUCAGCAGAGCAGGCAACUGCACCAAUGAGUCCAAAGAAAAUUACUGAAUCCAACCCAGCUGCCAGGCCUGCGGAUGCUGUUGGAGCUGCACCAACAAGCAAAUCUACCUCGCUUGGCAAUUUUUACCACCUGCCUCCAUAUCUGAAGUUGCAUGACGUCUUGAAGGCAACGUAUGCAAAUUACAAGGUUACUCUGGAUCUUCAGAACAAUAAUGAAAAGUUUGGCAGUUUCUUGCGAGGAGCUUUGGAUGUUUUAUCUCAGCUUCUCGAGAUUGCAACAUUGCCGGACAUUGGGAAGUGUGUGGAAGAGAUCCUUGGCUAUCUGAAGUCCUGUUUCAGCAGGGAACCCAUGGCAGCCACUAUCUGUGUACAGCAGUUAUUGAAGACGCUGUUUGGAACAAAUCUAGCAUCACAAUAUGAUGGCUCCUCUUCCAAUCCCAGCAAAUCCCAAGGAAAAGUGCAGCGCUUGGGCUCUUCCAAUUUGAGGCCAGGUCUAUACCACUACUGUUUUAUGGCUCCCUAUACGCACUUCACCCAAGCACUAGCUGAUGCCAGUCUAAGGAACAUGGUCCAAGCAGAACCUGAGCAGGACACAUCUGGAUGGUUUGAUGUGCUGCAGAAGGUUUCUUCACAAAUGAAAGUCAGCCUGACAAAUGUAACCAGGCAUCGAACUGAUAAGAACGCAAUUCACAACUACAUCCGGCUUUUUGAGCCUCUGGUCAUCAAGGCCUUGAAGCAGUACACCACAACCACUUCAGUCCAUCUGCAAAGACAAGUGCUUGAUUUGUUGGCUCAGUUGGUACAACUCAGGGUGAACUACUGCCUACUUGAUUCAGAUCAGGUAUUCAUUGGGUUUGUUCUGAAGCAAUUUGAAUACAUUGAGGUGGGCCAAUUUAGGGAAUCCGAGGCCAUCAUUCCAAACAUAUUUUUCUUCUUGGUAUUGCUGUCAUAUGAGCGUUAUCACUCCAAGCCAAUCAUUGGAAUUCCCAAAAUUAUCCAACUGUGCGAUGGGAUCAUGGCCAGCGGUCGGAAAGCUGUUACACAUGCAAUCCCGGCACUGCAGCCAAUAGUUCAUGAUCUGUUUGUACUGCGAGGGACCAAUAAAGCUGAUGCUGGCAAGGAACUGGAUACGCAGAAAGAAGUGGUAGUUUCUAUGUUGCUGAGACUCAUCCAAUACCAUCAGGUCCUGGAAAUGUUAAUUCUGGUGUUGCAACAGUGUCACAAGGAGAAUGAGGAUAAGUGGAAACGUCUUUCGCGCCAGAUAGCUGACAUGAUUCUACCUUUGCUGGCUAAACAGCAGAUGCAUCUGGAUUCACAUGAAGCCUUAGGUGUGCUGAAUACACUCUUCGAGACAGUGGCACCCUCGUCCCUGCGACCUGUUGACAUGUUGCUGAAGAGUAUGUUUGCAAUACCAUGCACCCUGGCAUCAGUUGGAACAGUUCAGCUUUGGAUAUCAGGUAUCCUAGCUAUCCUGCGGGUCCUCAUUUCUCAGUCCACCGAGGAUAUUGUCCUAUCACGGGUUCAAGAAUUGGCCUUGUCCCCUUAUUUGAUUUCCUGCCAGAACAUAACUUUGUUGAGGGACCGAGGGAAUCUGACUGCCCCACCAGAGGAACCGAAUGAAGACACACAGAGUAAACAUCUCCCGGAAGAAACUUUUGCCAGGUUCCUGUUGCAGAUGGUGGGGAUCCUCCUUGAAGACAUUGUGAAUAAGCAGUUGAAAGUGGACAUGAGUGAGCAGCAGCACUCCUUUUAUUGUCAGCAGAUUGGCACUCUGCUUAUGUGUCUCAUACACAUCUUCAAGUCAGGAAUGUUUAGAAGAAUCACAGCAGCUGCCACUAGAUUGAUUGUAGGGAACGGCUUUGAUGGAAGCUUUUACACAUUGGAAAGUUUGAAUGCCUUGGUUCAAUCCAUAAUUCCCACUCACCCGUCUUUAGUACUGCUGUGGUGCCAAAUCCUACUGCUUGUGAACUACACAAACUACAGCUGGUGGUCAGAGGUGCAUCAGACACCAAAGAGGCACAGCUUGUCGAGCACUAAGUUGCUGAGUCCUCAGAUAUCUGAAAAUGAAGAUUCAAAAUCUGUGUCUAAGUUGGGUGUGUGCAAUAGGGAAAUAGUUCGAAGAGGAGCCCUCAUUCUUUUCUGUGAUUAUGUGUGUCAAAACCUUCAUGAUUCUGAGCACCUGACUUGGCUGAUAGUCAACCAUGUCCAAGAUCUUAUCAAUCUUUCUCAUGAACCUCCAGUACAAGAUUUUAUCAGUGCUGUUCAUCGUAACUCUGCUGCCAGUGGCCUUUUCAUUCAAGCUAUCCAGUCCCGAUGUGACAAUCUUGCAACACCAACUAUGUUAAAGAAGACCCUGCAAUGCUUGGAGGGGAUCCACCUCAGCCAGUCAGGGGCAGUCUUGAUGUUAUACAUUGAUAAGCUCAUCAGCACACCUUUCCGAGUCCUGGCACGGAUGGUGGACACCCUGGCUUGCCGGCGAGUUGAGAUGCUUUUGGCCGAAAGUUUGCAGAAUAGCGUUGCCCAAGUGCCCCGUGAAGAGUUGGAAAGGAUUCAGCGUUAUCUACAGACAACAUGCCUUGCUCAAAGACACCAAAGAUUGUACUCCCUACUGGACAGGUUCCGUACAACAGUUGCCGCAGACACAGUGAGCCCUUCUCCAAUCAUAACCUCUCACCCACUGGAUGGAGAUAAGCUCUCUUCCAUGGAAUCUAUCAUUGUGGACAAGGACUGGUAUGUUUUGCUUAUUAAAUGGCAAUGCUGCAACAAGUUAAAUACUGCUUUAAUGGAAUGCACUGAAUUACUCAAUAAACUGCCUGAAGAUGACCUCCGCUCUGUCAUGACUGCUAAGGAGUUCAACCUGAACCUUCUGAUGCCCUGCUUAGCUUUUGGUUUGUGUGGAAUCUCUGCAGAUCAAACUAGCGUGCUUUUUGAAACUGCCAGGAGAGUCACCUUGGACCAUGUGGCAUUCCAUGUCCAGCACCUUCCUGGCAAACAUCAGGUGUUCCAAAGGCUGUGUCCUUCUCCCCAUUCCUCUUAUUGGAAUAAGAUUGGUGAGCUUUACGGGGAUAUGCAGUUCUAUCAUUCAGUUAUUAGUCUGUGCAAUGCCAUGGCUCAGUACCUUCUCUCUCUACCCAAACUGCCACCAUCUCUUCAGAUUCCCACCGAAAAACAGGCUGAUAUUGCCAGCUUCAUGGUCUUGUCUCUGGAGGCACUGUGUUGGCAGUUGAUGCACGAUCAGGUUCCAUUAAGUCUGGAUUUACAAGCUGCUCUGGAUUGUUGCUGCUUAGUUUUGCAGCAGCCUGACAUUUGGAACCUGCUGGCCUCGGUGACCUAUGUAACUCAAGCUUGCUCGGUUAUCAACUGCAUCCGGUUCAUCAUUGAAGCAAUGGCAGUUGAGCCAGGAGAGCAGCUGCUUUUGCAUGAGGAGAGGAGAAAGUCAAAUCCUGAUGAGACUACAGUUGUAGAUGAGGAGAGUGAGGAUGUGUUUGAGCGAUCCAAGUGCAUUACGAACGCCUGUAAUGUGAUGACUGAAAUGGUGGAGUGUCUCCAGACAGUACUGUCCUUUGGGCAUGCCAGCAACACGCGAAUCCCAGCAUUCCUGAACCCAACUCUUAGGAAUAUUGGUAUUAGCUUAGCCAGGCUUCCUCUAGUUAACAGCUACACCCGUACCCCUCCAUUGGUGUGGAAGUUGGGAUGGUCACCACAAACUGCGGGUGAAUUGGGUACAACUCUUCCUGAAAUUCCAGUUGAUUUUCUACAGGAAAAGGAAGUCUUCAAAGAGUUCAUCUAUAGGAUAAACGUUCUUGGGUGGACAAGCCGCACUCAGUUUGAGGAAACCUGGGCAACCCUGCUUGGUGUUCUUGUGACUCAACCACUAGCAAUGGACCAGGAGGAGGAAGUUCCACAAGAGGAGGACACAGAGAGGACCCAGAUUAAUAUUCUUGCCGUGCAAGCAAUAACAUCCUUAGUGCUAAGUGCUAUGUCAAUUCCAGUGGCAGGGAAUCCAGCCACCAGCUGUCUCGAACAUCAGCCUCGUAAUAAAGCUCUGAAGGCUCUGGAUACAAGGUUCGGGCGAAAAUUGAGUGUCAUUCGAGGAAUAGUGGAGAAGGAAAUCCAAGCAAUGGUAUCAAAAAGGGAUAACAUAGCAACACACUACCCUUAUCAAGCGUGGGAUCCUGUUCCAUCCCUUUCCCAUUCAACAUCUGGUGUCCUGAUAAGCCAUGAAAAGCUUUUACUGCAGAUAAACAUGGAACGGGAAAUGGGGAACAUGGAUUAUAAACUAGGGCAGGUCUCCAUUCAUUCCGUUUGGUUAGGUAACAACAUAACCCCUUUGAGAGAAGAGGAGUGGGAUGAAGACGAGGAAGAUGAAAGUGAUGUGCCUGCUCCAUCGUCACCUCCAACCUCUCCAAUUAACUCCAGGAAACAUCGAGCUGGAGUUGACAUUCAUUCAUGCUCUCAAUUCUUGUUGGAACUGUACAGUCAGUGGGUCCUUCCCACAAACACUGGCAAGAAAACCCCUGUUGUCCUGGUCAGUGAAGUGGUGAGAUCGCUUUUGGCAGUCUCAGAUUUGUUUACGGAGAGAACCCAGUUUGAGAUGAUGUACAACACUCUGACAGAACUUCAGAAAAUUCAUCCUGCGGAAGAUGAGAUUCUAAAUCAGUAUCUGGUUCCUGCUAUUUGCAAAGCAGCAGCUGUUCUGGGCAUGGAUAAGGCCAUAGCAGAACCAAUAAGUCGUCUGUUAGAGACCACAAUGCGGAGUACUCACAUGCCAUCUCGAAUAGGAGCACUGCAUGGAAUCCUCUACAUUCUGGAGUGUGAUCUACUGGAUGAGACAGCAAAGCAGCUCAUUCCGACCAUUAGUGUUUACCUGCUGGCCAACCUGCGUGGCAUUGCCCACUGUGUCAACAUUCACAACCAACAACAUGUGUUGGUCAUGUGUGCAACGGCUUUUUACCUCAUUGAAAACUAUCCGCUUGAUGUGGGCCAUGAAUUUACUGCAGGCAUCAUUCAGAUGUGUGGAGUAAUGGUUUCUGGCAGUGAGGAAUCCACACCUUCCAUAAUCUACCACUGUGUCUUGCGUGGGAUGGAAAGACUUCUUCUCUCGGAGCAGCUUUCACGUUUGGAUGGAGAAGCCUUGGUGAAGCUCAGUGUGGAUAGAUUAAACAUGCACAGCCCUCAUCGAGCCAUGGCUGCCCUAGGACUGAUGCUAACCUGCAUGUAUACAGGCAAAGAAAAGAGCAGCCCGAGUCAGAGCUCGGAAACCGAUAGCACAGUACCAGACAACGAAUCCGUUAUUGUGGCAAUGGAGCGGGUUUCCGUCCUCUUUGACAGAAUCAGGAGGGGCUUCCCUUGUGAGGCAAGGGUUGUGGCACGCAUCCUUCCACAGUUCCUUGAUGACUUCUUCCCACCUCAAGACGUGAUGAACAAAGUUAUUGGAGAAUUUAUUUCCAACCAGCAGCCCUACCCACAGUACAUGGCCACAGUGGUUUACAAGGUAUUUCAGACUUUACACAAUACUGGGCAGUCUUCCAUGGUGAGGGAUUGGGUAAUGCUAUCGCUUUCAAACUUCACACAACGAACACCAAUAGCAAUGGCAAUGUGGAGCCUCUCCUGCUUCUUCGUUAGUGCUUCAACCAGUGCAUGGAUCUCAGCUCUCCUCCCCCACAUUAUCAGCCGAAUGGGUAAGGCUGAACAAGUGGAUAUAAAUCUCUUCUGCUUGUUGGCAAUGGACUUCUACAGGAAACAGAUUGAUGAGGAGCUGGAUCGCCGUGCCUUCCAGUCAGUCUUUGAAAUGGUGGCGACCCCUGGCAGCCCCUAUCGCCAGCUGUUGACUUGCUUGCAAAGCAUUCACCAAGUUGCUCAAUUCUGAAUGGCAGCAUCUGGAGACUUGGAGGACUUUGUAAACAUAGCAGUGGUACACGGGGGAACGGGACAAGACAAGAAUCCCUUUCUAACAAUCUCAGUAUUCUCGAGUCACACUCCCAGCAUGUUCCUUCCAAAUGUCCUGACUGUUCAGUUGUUGUAAUGUGGUUGUAUGUCGAAUUUAGUGCAUAUAAUCACAAAAUGUUAAUCUUCUCAGGAUGUAAGAUGUGGUAUAUAAGUAAAACUGUCUUUUAAUCGAAGAUUUAUAUAUCAUGUAAAGUAUGUACAAUUCUAAAACCUGUGGUGCAUGAAUUUACCCCAUAAUUUGCAAUGAACAAAAUCAUUAUGUUGAAUAUCUUCCGUGUCUGUCCUUGGCUGUGGAUGAAGUUUUGAGUGCAUUUUAAGAACAGGUGUGACUGUGGUGAAUGAGUGAAUAUUUAUUUUGAUUUGAUGCAGGCCCAUAAUGCACCAUUGAGUUCACAACUUUCAUCAAAUGGCGUUUGAUAUCUUAAUGAAAGUAUGUGUCUAUGUACUAUACAAAGAAAAUAUAUUUAUUAUUAGCUGUGAAGUUAAAGACAUAUCAUGGUCUGGUAUUCAGAUCACAUUUGAUAGGGCAAAAUGAAUCAAUUCUAUCAAGAUGAUGUAUUUGGUGGAAAAUGAAAUCUAGUAUGUGGGUUUGAUAUUAUGAGGUUAAACAUUACAGUAAGUCAAGAGUUUAUAACUGUUAAUCUCAACAUAAGUCCAUGUUCAAAUUAGUCUCUCUUCCAUAUCUGAACUUCCAUAACAUUUCCAAAAAUCUUUUUGUUUGUCAUUUUUGUGGCUGUGGUUUUAAAAUGACAUCAGAUUAGAGUAAGAAACCUAUGAUGGAUUACUGUAGCAAAACUCUGAAAAUGUUAACAAAUUGAACUUUGGUCAUUUUGUGAAGGCUCAAUUUGUUUGCAAUUUUUUUCCACAUCAGAGAUUUGAAGUGCAGGUGAACGUAUAAAACACAAACUUGGCUAAUCAUGCAGUUACUGAUUUAAAUCAUCAUUUCAGCGUAUAAUUCUAUUUUAGGUGUUAGAAAAAUCAACCUUGGAAAUGCUUAAGUCAAGAAGUAAUCUUGUUUUCUUUUGUCAAAAUAUAAGGUUUGUAUUUCUUUUGAUAUCUACAUCAAGAAUUUUCAUUUUAAGAUGAAUGUGUGUGAAUGCAUCUUUUCAUAUCUGCUUCCGCAUGUCUAAUACUGGGACGGACACUUGCACAUGUUGAUGAGAACAGUGGAUUAAAUGGCAGGGCCACCAGGUUUGUUCAAGUAUGAUGAUGUUUGCUUAAUGGUCGGGAUUGGGGGAAGGGGCUUGCGGGAAGGUUGGCGGGCGGGUGGGCAGGAGUGGGAUAAGAAUUUGAAUUUUUAUUGUAGUUUCCAAAUUUAAUGCUGUACAACCUGUGCUUCUGACAAUGUUAUUUAAAUAUUGCUGACAAUAACUAACAAACUUAGACUUGGCCAGUUCUUACCAUAACAAAGUGGAAAUUUCCUCAUGGUAUGUAUUGUGACAACCUCCUGCCUCUGAGUGUCAUACUGUUGCUGUGUCCCGUGUUAGACUGUCUAUUUUUAUUUAUAUAUACAUAUAUAUCGCUGAACAGACUGUCAAUAGUAAUACAGGUAUGGUGGAGCUGCUUCAAAAUUCCACAAAAAGACUCUUGAUCUGACAAUGUUUAUACAAUGGCAAUGACAGACAAAUGGCUGGAGCUCUUGUAUUAAGUGUUAGUCCUCAUAGUAUCCAUUAAAACAUAAUUGAAAUGUUGCAUUUUAAUUCUAAAUGACUUAAUUUGCACUUUGAAAAAUAAAAUAACUUACUGAAA